Messenger RNA from Corythoichthys intestinalis (scribbled pipefish), 2461 nucleotides. It is a transcript of the gene ttyh2l, whose product is annotated as tweety homolog 2, like. Gene Ontology annotation, molecular function: intracellularly calcium-gated chloride channel activity; volume-sensitive chloride channel activity. Gene Ontology annotation, cellular component: plasma membrane. Bases 203 to 1801 code for a protein of 532 amino acids. The transcript has 15 exons. NCBI's taxonomy places the organism in Eukaryota, Metazoa, Chordata, Actinopteri, Syngnathiformes, Syngnathidae. The record is from RefSeq and is a predicted model, not a curated record.
GGCGGGCAGGUUCACGCCGUCACUCAAACAAGUCUCGUGCCUCGGAUCCCAACACCGGGCCGCUCCGUGGGAGGGAGCAACAUGAGCAGCAUUUGAAUCUUUGCAGCUACUCCUAGUUGCUGUUGGACUUGUUUCCCCUCACUUUGCCAGCCGUGGAUCGUCGCGGGGUCUCAUCCGUGCACUUUCACCGGGAGCCGCAGCGAUGGCCACCGCGAGGCUCGACUAUGUUGCUCCGUGGUGGACCUACUGGCUGCACAAUUUCCCACAUUUUGACUUCUCCUUCAAGUCCGUGGACAGUACGUUUAGACCCGAGCAGGAGAACUACCAGCAGUCUGUGGUGGUCCUGGCCUGCGUGGGAGUGCUGGGCCUGAGUUUGAGCCUGCUGCUCCUGUUGGUCUUCUUGCUCUGCCUCUGUUGCUGUCGAAGGGAAGCGGACGAAGAAACCAAAAGGCCCGAGAGGACUUGCUGCUUGACGUGGUCGGCCGUCGUCACGGGGCUUAUCAUAUGUUCUGCUGUAGGAGUGGGUUUCUAUGGAAACAGCGAGACAAAUGACGGCGUGUAUCAGUUAACCUACUCCAUCUACAAUGCUGAUCGCACUUUGGGCAGCAUCAACAACCUGUCUGCGGGCUCUUUGGGAACGGCGGAAACGGGAGUCAAGCAGCACCUGGAGCGCCUGGACGAGAUCUUUGCCGCGCGUCCCGACUUCCUUCGUGCCCUCAGCUUCAUGGAGCUGAUGGUGAACAACGUCAUCAGGGAGCUGACGGCUCUGCCCGACCUCAGCAAAGGCAACGUGGACCUGGCUGCCGCCGCAGACCAGGCAGCAUUUGUUGAGUAUUACAGGUGGCUGACCUAUCUGCUCCUGCUGAUUCUGGAUCUGCUCAUCUGUCUGACCGUGUGCUUGGGGAUGGCCAAGCAGUCUCGAUGGCUGCUCAUCAUGAUAAUGGCCUUUGUGGUGUUAUCUGUGAUCCUGAGCUGGGCUUCACUGGGUGCCAGCUUGGCUACAGCUGUGGGGACCAGUGACUUCUGCGUGUCUCCUGCCAAGUUCAUCGUGAACCAAACCAAAGAUUUCCUCAGCGCUGAUGUUGCCCACUAUUAUUUGUUCUGCAGUUCCAAUCUACCCAACCCCUUCCAGCAGUCUCUGACGAUCUGUCAGCGCUCGCUGACCACUAUGCAGAUCCAAAUCCAGGGUUUGCUGCAGUUCUCGGUGCCCGUCUUUCCUACCGCUGAGAGAGACCUUUUAGGCAUCCAGCGCCUGUUGAACUCCAGCGAAUUUAAUCUGCACCAGCUGACGGCCUUGCUCGAUUGUCGCGGGCUGCACAAGGACUACCUGGACGCCAUAAUGGGGGUAUGCUACGAUGGCGUGGAAGGACUCCUCUACCUGGCUUUGUUCUCUUUACUAGCGGCGUGCUCACUCUCCGCCAUGUUGUGUUCCAUUUUCCGAGUGUGGACGCUAACGGGCAUCAGAGAAAAAGAGUACGACGAUAUCGACGAGGAGGACCCGUUCAACCCCGAACCGCGACGCUUGUCUUAUAACCCGAGGAGGUCCAACAUCCACAGCUUCUGCAGCUACACCAGCAGCGCCGGCAGCCAGGCCAGCAUCCAUCCUCAACCUCAAGCUGCCACUAGCGUGCUGCCCGCGCCGGAAUACAUGAACCAGUCCAUGCUGUUCGGAGGGAGGCCGCAGUAUGAGAACGUGCCGUUAAUAGGCAGAGGAUCCCCUCCCCCUUCGUGCUUGCUCUUUUCCCAACGUGCGUGCUACGCUAAAAGCUUCAGCGCACGAGCAAUUACUCGCCCGGUAUGAGGAACACAUAUCUAACAAUGACCGAAGCCCAGAUCAGACACUUUGGCACGGACUUCCAAGUGUAGACCCCACACCAACUACACAAACCUAAAGAACUGUCUUCAUGCAUCUGUACAGUUUGCUGAGCCUGCACUCUGCUGGCUCUGUGUGGCGGCUACCUCAGUAACACACACGGUGUGUGUCCUUGUAUAUGACAAUGAUGUUUUUAUGAGGCAAGUGAGAAUCAGUGCUCUGUUUGUUAUAGCUUCUUUUCCCCCUUAUAAUUCAGUAGCCUGCAUGAGUUUGAUUGACCAAAAAUGAGUAGCUUGAAAAGUAGUUUUUGCGACAUCUCUUCACAAUACAUUCACUAGAACUACCUAGGCCACAACAAUAAGUCCACAUGCACAUCUGAACUUGGAUGACAGCGUAAUGAACUGAAUUUGUUAUUUUGUUAAAACACCUUUUUGUUCCAAAAUGAUUUCAUGGUAUUUUGCAUGUGCAAUUUUUCGCUGGACUUAAAUGAGCACAGCAGAACGGGUCGGACCAUUAAUGUUGUAUUCUACCAUUGAACUGCAAAGCACAAUCACUUGUGGAUUUUUGAUCCUAAUUAUGCAGAAUGUUUUCUCAUGACAACAUGUCCAGAAUUGUUUAAUGCCUUUUUAUUGUAACCUAGUAAAAUGU